AUGUUCAAGUCUAUUUUAACGUUCAUGAUGGCUGCUUUGGCCAUGGUGGUUGUGGCAGAUCAAAUCUAUAUUUACGGUCCUCCAUCCAAUGGCAUCUAUCAUCCCAAGGACAUUAUGGACAUUAGAUAUCAUGUGCGCUCUGUGGGCAUGACAAAGAUUUGGCAGACAUCUGCCACAUUGAUCCAUGAAUCUACAAAUACCACCAUAGCGUCAUUCCCGAUCGCUAGCUGGAAUGCUUCUGCAGAGACCAACUAUGCUCAUACUACAUGGACAAUCCCUGCUGGUCUUUCUACUGGUAAUUAUAUAAUGACGAUCAGUGGAAAGUGA
Messenger RNA from Mucor velutinosus, 327 nucleotides. RefSeq lists its product as uncharacterized. The transcript has 2 exons. The record is from RefSeq and is a predicted model, not a curated record. The coding region runs from base 1 to 327 and encodes 108 amino acids. NCBI's taxonomy places the organism in Eukaryota, Fungi, Mucoromycota, Mucoromycetes, Mucorales, Mucoraceae.